Molecule: messenger RNA, 1770 nt
Organism: Symbiodinium sp. CCMP2456
Lineage: Eukaryota; Dinophyceae; Suessiales; Symbiodiniaceae
Source: the annotation of a GenBank genome assembly
AUGGAGUUCUCCCUCGAUCCAAAUGAUUUAAACCAGGAGGCUUGGAUGUGUGCCGUGGUGGUGCUGGAAGUUCUGCUGGUCGGCAAGAGUCUAUGGCUGGUCGUUCAGAAACGCAAAUCAUUGAGAGACUUUGCAUGCAGAUGCCGCUGUUUCACCUCAUGGUGGUCGCACGAUCAGAGCAAGUUCAGCCUGGAGGAACAGAGAGUGAUCAAUAGCCGGGUACGACAAGCCCGAUUGGUGCUGGCCGUCAGUGUGAACAACUAUUUCCUCGUCUUGUGGCUGCUGGUCUGUUUGCUGGCACAAAUUAGCAUCUUUAGAGGAGUGUCCAGGUUCAUGUCGGCACAGUUCACGUGGCACAAUGUCAUCUCUUUGGCUUUCUUUUGCGCUAGCUUCCUUGUUCCGUCGCUGCUGCGUCCCAGCACACUCGAUGUGUGGUACGUUGGUGUUAUGCUCAUAAUUACAUCUGUGCUGGCACCUACGAUCACUACACCAGCUCAGAGCCUCCUGGUGGUGAUCGUCUCCUUUGCCUUGGUUCGAAUUCCGGCGGUGCUCGGCUGUACCCGGCCAUGGUUGGUCUUUUGCUGCGAGAUGGGGCUGUAUGUCGUGUCUCGAAUUCGGACAACCGUCGACGGAGACAACACUUUCGAGUCGGAUGUAGAAGUUGGCGCCGCUCAGACAACUUUGUGGGGCUGGCUCCUUGUGUCGGUGGCUGCUGUGGCAGUGCAAAGAUCUUUGCAAAACCGAGAAGCACAGGGCUUGCUGAUCAGUAACACUACAACUGAGCUGUCAGCGGCUACGUCUCUUCUUGAGCUUACUUGCGAUGCGGUGGUGGAGCUCGAUAGUGACUUACAGCUUACGUCUCCAGGUGCCGACAUCGCUUCUCUGCUGUUGAAGGAUUCGAGCGUGUCGCUGCAAGGCAAGUGCUUCACAGACUUUGUCGCGACCAGCGACGAGGCAGAGCGGGCAGAACAGCUUCUGAGGGGCUCCGACAAAGGUGUCCACACGGGGGCUUUCCACACUCGGCUGGUCGAUAGCUGUUCCAGCAAGUUCAGAACGGAGGUUUUCCACGUGAGCUACAGCCGACUGGGUGGACAGACUCGCCAUCUGCUGGGUUUGCGGGACUUUACGGAUCAAGCCUCACUUGCAGGGCGCAGAGCUGUGGACAGCACUGUGGGCCGAGGAGCAUUUGAGCUUGAGCCACACGAGGGCCAAGGCAAUGGAAAAGAUCUGCAGAGCUUGCAGAGCCGAUCUGGAGCAGAAGAGACUCGCCACCUUGUCUACGUGCAGAUCGACAUGGACAGCUUGCAAGUUGUCACAGCAUCAGUUCGCACCCCUUUCUUCGCAGGCAAGCCUUUGGAUGAGAUCUUUGGUGAGGCAGAGAUGGACUUCUUCCAGCAGGUCUGGCAGCAGGUGCAAGUUCUUGACCGGCACAAGGAGCUGGCGACCAAAGAGCUCACGGUCACGUCUUUGUACUUGCGGUGGAAGUCCCAGGAGGUCUGCGUUUCUGGGCGUAUCGAGGUCACCAAGCAGUCUGAUGGCCGGCUUGGCUUCUUGUUCUGCUUUGAAGAGCCUCAUGCAGAGCGAUCGAUAGCAUCGACGCCCCGCUCCCAAACACGGUCGAGAUCCUCGUCUCGGUCUUCGCGGCGCAAACGCUCUAGUAGCCGCGCGAGCUCGGGACAUGGAAGGCGUGCUGGUCAUGGAUUUCACGCUACGCUUGAAUUGCAGAGAGAUGCUCCGACUGAAACUUUGCACGCGCGAGCCAGCCUCUAG